This is a messenger RNA of Meloidogyne enterolobii, 564 nucleotides long. NCBI's taxonomy places the organism in Eukaryota, Metazoa, Nematoda, Chromadorea, Rhabditida, Meloidogynidae. The record is from the annotation of a GenBank genome assembly.
AUGAUAAAUGCGUACGUGAUGUUUUUUAAGGAAACAACACCAACACAAUUGAGAGGAACAUGUAGCUUUUUGAGUGAAGUUUCCUACAUUGCUGUUAGUGUAAUUGGAAUGGGUAUGGGAAUGGAUUUAAUGUUGGGGAGAAAUUUGUUGGCUCUUGUUGGUUUUGGAGCCAUUCCUGGCAUUUUGUCUAUUUUCAUUGUUCUCCCGCUAAGUGAAUCUCCAAAAUUUUUAUUAUUAAAUCGAAAUGAUAGAAAAGCGGCAAUUAAGUCUUUGGAAUUUUAUCAAGGAAAACAACCAGACAAUCACCAAAUGGCUAUAAAUGAAAUAUUAAAAGAAGCUGACACUUGUGGACAUAAAAGGAAGGAAGGGGGAGGACACCAUAAUAUAUCUUUAAUUAAAGCUUUAAUUCAAAUAUUAAAACAACCACAUUUACGGAAAGCGUUUAUUAUUGGGACGUUGUCUUUACAAAUUAUUGGUGAAUUUAUUAAAUUUAAUUUUAAUGAGGGGUUGGAAUUUUUUAAAAAUUUCAGAAAAUUUAAAAAAAAUUUUUCGAAAAUUUUUUGA